Vicia villosa (hairy vetch) is the source of this 1613-nucleotide messenger RNA. RefSeq names its product aspartate aminotransferase, mitochondrial. The transcript has 10 exons. Gene Ontology annotation, cellular component: mitochondrion. NCBI's taxonomy places the organism in Eukaryota, Viridiplantae, Streptophyta, Magnoliopsida, Fabales, Fabaceae. Gene Ontology annotation, molecular function: L-aspartate:2-oxoglutarate transaminase activity; pyridoxal phosphate binding. The record is from RefSeq and is a predicted model, not a curated record. The coding region runs from base 98 to 1372 and encodes 424 amino acids. Gene Ontology annotation, biological process: biosynthetic process; amino acid metabolic process.
AGAAAAAGACACAUACCUGCUUUUUUGCAUUUUCCUUGUUGAGUUCCCAGUUCUGCUCAAUUCUUCUCUUACCUCUCUGCUCUGUAUCCAUACUCUCAUGGCUAUUCGCAAUGUUCUCAACAGAAAAUUCCUCAACCAGAGCUCCGUUACCGGAGCUAGAUUCAUGUCUUCGUGGUUCAGAAACAUCGAACAGGCUCCCAAGGAUCCGAUCCUCGGAGUUACCGAAGCUUUUCUCGCUGAUCAGAGUCCUAACAAAAUCAAUGUUGGAGUAGGUGCAUAUCGCGAUGACAACGGAAAACCAGUGGUUUUGGGAUGUGUUAGAGAAGCAGAGAAGAGAAUUGCAGGAAACCAAUUCAUGGAGUAUCUUCCUAUGGGUGGAAGCUUACAUAUGGUUCAAGAAUCACUGAAGCUGGCAUAUGGAGAGAACUCUGAGUUCAUCAAGGAUAAAAGAAUAGCUGCAGUUCAGGCUUUAUCAGGGACUGGUGCAUGUCGACUUUUUGCCGCAUUUCAACAGCGCUUUCAUCCCAACUCUCAAAUUUAUAUACCAGUUCCCACUUGGUCCAACCACCAUAACAUUUGGAGAGAUGCUGGAGUGCCUAUAAAGACAUUCCGUUACUAUCAUCCCGAGUCUAAAGGACUGGAUUUUUCUGGACUGCUGGAGGACAUUAAGAAUGCUCCCAGUGGUUCCUUCUUUUUGCUUCAUGCUUGUGCUCACAAUCCUACUGGGGUAGAUCCUUCAGAAGAACAAUGGCGAGAGAUCUCUUCCCAAAUAAAGGCUAAAGGUCAUUUCCCUUUGUUUGACAUGGCAUAUCAAGGUUUUGCUAGUGGCAAUCCAGAAAGAGAUGCAAAAGCCAUCAGGAUUUUCCUCGAUGAUGGUCAUUCAAUAGGACUUGCCCAAUCAUUCGCAAAAAAUAUGGGACUGUAUGGCCAGAGAGUAGGAUGCCUUAGCUUGCUUUGCGAAGAUGAAAAACAAGCUGUGGCAGUAAAAAGCCAGUUGCAGUUGAUUUCCAGACCCAUGUACAGUAAUCCACCUCUUCAUGGAGCACUUGUUGUUUCAACUGUCCUUGGUGAUCCAGAGUUGAAGAAGCAAUGGCUCACAGAAGUUAAGGUUAUGGCUGACCGCAUCAUUGGAAUGAGGACUGCACUACGAGAGAACUUGGAAAAUCUAGGGUCUCCUUUGCCAUGGAACCACAUAACCAAUCAGAUUGGCAUGUUCUGCUACAGCGGUAUGACACCAGAGCAAGUUGAUCGUUUGACAAGCGAGUUUCACAUUUACAUGACUCGCAAUGGCCGUAUAAGUAUGGCUGGUAUUAAUUCGGGCAACGUUGGAUAUAUCGCUAAUGCUAUCCACGAGGUUACAAAAUCAGCUUAGACUAGACUGGUAAUUCAGUUAAGCAGCGUACCAAAUUUUUGUCCUUGGAAACAACAAACACCUCAGAGAUAGUACUUAUUGGAGGGAGCAUAAUAAAAUAUGGGAACUUGUAACAAUAUGCAAAUUCAUAUCGGUUGAUUUGCAAUUCAAAAGAUUGACUAAUUUGAGAAGAAGAUUGAACAAGAGGUUUCAUUGAUGAUUAUUCCUCAACAUUUUUAUUAUUAUUGGAUUUGAAUCUUUA